Messenger RNA from Neodiprion virginianus, 1603 nucleotides. It is a transcript of the gene SPARC, whose product is annotated as SPARC. Gene Ontology annotation, biological process: anatomical structure development. Bases 302 to 1186 code for a protein of 294 amino acids. The record is from RefSeq and is a predicted model, not a curated record. Gene Ontology annotation, molecular function: calcium ion binding; extracellular matrix binding; collagen binding. The transcript is spliced from 6 exons. NCBI's taxonomy places the organism in Eukaryota, Metazoa, Arthropoda, Insecta, Hymenoptera, Diprionidae.
UCCUCUAAUUCGGUUCAUCAAUUUGUGGAAGAGAAAUAACGAAAGGAGAGGCAUUCGUCUGCACAGUUUGUGUCGCGAACCGUUUUGUCUCUGUCCGCGUAUAAUAAAUGUUUACGUAAUAUACAUUCGCGUAAAGCGAAAAGACAGUCCGUAUGCUAAUGAGAUCAAACGAGGGUAUGUCAGAAGGCGGCAUGAAAUCAUCUCAGUUUACAGAAGGCCCGAACUAGCCGUCAGUCGUCGUUGGUCCAGCCAGCCGAUAGGACAACUUCUCUGCGGUACUUAUCCCGGUCAAGAGGUCACGAUGAGGGCAACGACGCAGUUGCUUCUGGGGACUCUCUGCGUUGCCGUUCUUUUGCUCUCGGAUGUUUCCGGAAAGCAUCACGGCCAUCGAUCGGAGUCGACACCAGCUUCUGAAAUCGAGACUCAAGAUGUGGGAAUCAACGAAGUUUUGACCGAAGAUAUAGAAGAUAAAUACGAGGCAUUCAGCCCCGACGAAAACAAUCGUUGGAAGUACGACCCUUGCAUGAACAAACACUGCAGCGCUGGACGCACCUGCAAGCCGGACGAUGACGGCGUUGCUCAGUGUGUCUGCGUUGAGGAAUGUGAACCCGAAUCGGAUGCUCGCCGCAAAGUGUGCACCAAUUUGAACGAGACGUGGUCGAGUGACUGCGAGGUUCACCAGGCACGGUGUUUCUGCGUCACGGAUGACCCGAGAUGCAAGGGUCCCGAGCAGAAGCACGUCCACGUCGAAUACUACGGAGAGUGCAGAGAAAUGCCGGAAUGUACCGAGGGUCAAAUGGCCGACUUCCCCCGACGCAUGCGGGAUUGGCUUUUCAACGUUAUGCGUGACCUUGCUGACCGCAGAGAGCUUACGGAACACUUCUUGGAGAUGCAACAGGCCGCGGCACAGAACUUUACCAUUCGUUGGAGAAACGCCGUGAUAUGGAAGUGGUGCGAUCUCGACGGUAGCCCCCAUGACAGAGUCGUUUCUAGACACGAACUUUUCCCCAUUCGAGCUCCGCUUAUGGCUCUCGAACACUGUAUCGCUCCCUUCCUUGACGCCUGCGACGCAGAUGGCGAUCACAAAAUCACAUUGCGUGAGUGGGGCAAGUGCCUCGAAAUCGAGGAGGAUGAUCUGGACGACAAAUGCGGUGAAUUGGUCGAAAUGGUGGGUGAACAAGAUUAGAUAUAAGAUAAUUUCAUUACCUAUUAUAAUACGCCUUGAUGUAAGUAAGUUGCGGCCGGAAUAAGGAUAGAAAUUUAUUUGACUCACACCAUAUGACAUGAUACGUAAAUAAUAAUAUACGGUUAGGUAAGACAGAAGCGCGAGAUAGAUGGCAUACGUAUGAGUAACUAACUCGUCGUGUCAUCGCGCAUAUCCAUUUAUCUUCAGUCUGUCGUCUCUUCCUGCGUCUCACGUCUGCAAUACAGAAUUCGUCAAUAAUUCGCCGCUCCCAAUUUACGUCGAGGCUUAAAUCUAUUUCAAUGUACGUACUAUAAGAACUAGGAGAGGAAGAAUAAACGGAAAGGAAAAACCAGAAGAGGAAAAUAAUUUUACUGCAUUAUUAAUCAAUUACAUAAAUGCAUUUUUACUGUAACGAAA